GGGCGCGAGUCGCCGCCCCGGCCCCGCAGCCGCCCCGCGGCAGCCGCCGCCGCGCAGAUCCGAGCAGUCCCUGGGGACGAUGGCUCUCUCAGCCAAGGCGCCCGGGGGCCUGGCAGGCUCUGACGUAGAGCCACAGAAAGACAGAGUGGUGACCGAGGAGGAAUGGCUGCGCAAAUGGGAGAUGGGAAACACUGGGUUUCACAAGGAGCAAGGCCAUCCGCUCUUCCAGAAGUACCUGGAUGCUCUUCUAAACGGCAGAAAUGGACUGAGGAUAUUUUUCCCACUCUGUGGUAAAGCCCUAGAGAUGAAAUGGCUGGCAGACAUGGGACACAGCGUCGUUGGUGUGGAAGUCAGCGAGCAAGCGCUGAAGGAAUUUUUCACAGAACACAGUCUGCCCUACUGUGAGGAGCUAGUCCCAGAGAUUCCAGGAGCAAAAAUGUUUCAGAGUACCUCUGGGAACAUUUCCCUGUACUGCUGCAGUAUUUACCAUUUGUCCAGCUCAGUAGUUGGCAAGUUUGAUGGGGUUUGGGACAGAGGAGCUCUAGUAGCCGUGAAUCCAAGCGACAGACAGCGCUAUGUCAGUUUGAUGAUCACCCUAAUGGAGAAAAAUGCUUCUUAUCUCCUCGUCACGGUUUCAUACGAUCCCAGCAAACACAAAGGCCCACCUUUUUAUGUUCCUGAAUCUGAAAUUAAAAGCUUGUUUGGGAGAGGACUCCUCACACUCUAACCCUGCUGCAGCGUGGGGUCCCUCCCACAGGACACAGCCCUCCAGGAACCUCCCUGACGUGACUCCUUCCCACGAGCUGCAGCUCCUCAGGAACUGCUCCAAUACAGGUCCCUUCUGUAGGCUGCAGUCCUUCAGAAGGAGACUGCUCCAGCACAGCCUUCCCACAGAUUCACAGCCUUUGGGAGCAGCCACCCUCUCUGGCGUGGGGCCCUCCACGAGCUGAGGGCAGAUCUCAGCUUCACCGUUACCCUCCACAGGUUGCAGGGUGACAGCUACCAUCUCGCCACGGGAUGCAGGGAAGUCUCUGCUGCAGCACAGCCCCUCCUCUCCUCCCUCACUGACCUUGCGGUCUGCAUGGUGGCUUCUCUCUCAUCCCACUUACUCCUUCUGCUGCAGGUUUUCCUUUCUUAAAUACACCAUUGCAGAGGUUCCCAUUUGGCCCAGCCUUGGCCAGAGCUGGGUCUGACUUGCAGCUCAGGAAGCUUCUAGCAGCUUCUCACAGGAGCCACCACUGCAGCGUCUCCCCUGCUACCAAAAACCCCACCACACAAAC
Molecule: messenger RNA, 1280 nt
Organism: Colius striatus (speckled mousebird)
Lineage: Eukaryota; Metazoa; Chordata; Aves; Coliiformes; Coliidae
Gene: TPMT
Product: thiopurine S-methyltransferase
Exons: 9
Coding region: 80-727 (215 amino acids)
Molecular function (GO): thiopurine S-methyltransferase activity
Source: RefSeq, a predicted model, not a curated record